CGCCUCUCGCCCGUAGUCAGCUGGGAUAGGCUCCAGCUCCCCCGCGACCCUGACGGAUAAGCGGUAUAGAAAAGAUCCAGAUCCUCCAGCACAAACGGUUGUAGAACUGCCACUCGCUGUGUGCAGGUUUUUAAACGCAGCAGGACAACAAAGAUGAAUCUUGGCCUUACUGACUUUCCAUACUCAGAGACUUUUCAGUCUCUUUCAGUCAGUGAAGUUUUAGUACUAAAAUGUACUAUAUACAGUACACAUUGUAUACAGUACACAUCAUGCUAUGACUAAUCAACUUCUUUCUUUUCUGUUAACUUUAUUUUCAGACUCUUAUUUUGACACUCCAGAAAGGAAGUGGGGCACUCAUGUUGCGUAUGACUUCACUUCCUGUCAGUCCCUCUGUCCCUCUUUCUGUCUCUCUCUCUCUCUCUCUCUCUUUCUCUGUCUCUCUCUCUCUCACACACUCCCCCUCUCUCCCUCUCUCUCUUUCUCAGGUGAUGGACACUCAGAAGGAAGCUCUGCGCAGGAUUAUCAGCACAUUAUCCAGUAAGAAUGAAGAGCUCCAGAACUUUGUGGAAACAGUUGACCACACACUGACAGGACUGCAGGAGGAAUCAUGUAAGGUGAUAUCAGAGCUGGAGGCGGAGCUUGAACUGCUAAGCUCCGCCCUGGAUGAAAAGAGGGCAGAGCUUCAUGGCGACAUUAAAGAGGAGAAGCAGAGGAAAGAGGCGGAGCUUCAGAAACAGCUGUCAGAAGGAAAGUUUGCUCUGCUGUCGUGUGAAGAGCUACUGGAGUUUGCAAAUCAAACUCUGACGAUCACCAAUGAAGAAGAAUUCCUAAAGGCUGCAAAACAAAUCAAAGAAAGGGUAACCAUGGCUCCUGCGUUUCGGCUGACCACUCGUCCAGCAGUGUCGGAAAACAUGUCACAGUUUACCGUUGACUUUAGUGCAGAGAGGGCAGGACUUCAACGGCUUCACUUCUUGCCAGUUCCCAGACCUCCAGAGAUUGACGUCUCCAGCUGCAUCAUCCGUGAUAACACCAUAACGGUUGCCUGGCGACCAGCUGGUGAUGCAGACAUCGGUAUCAGUGGACCAAUAGAACACUACGAACUUGAAUAUCGAAAAACAAAUCGCAACAGUUUGCUGAGAGUGACAGGCGACGUGCACUGGGAAAAAAUCCGGGACAUCAGAGAGACACACAUCACCAUCUCAGGUCUCAAGUUUGACUCUGAGUUUAUUGUCCUUCGAGUUCGAGCGAGAAACAAAGCGGCCCCUGGCGAGUUCUCUGAGCCUGUCGCCUUGGAAACCACAGCGUAUAAUUUUGGGUUUGAUGCAGCGACGGCUCACGCCGAACUGAAGGUUCAGGGUGACACGGUGACCUGGGAGCCGCAGGGGGCCAAAGGUCACGACCCUCGCCUGAGAGGAAAAGAGAAUAAGAGCAGUAGCAGAAGUGCCACCCCUUCACCCAAUAAAACAGCGGGAAGUCGAGCAGGACGUGACCGAUUCGCUGGAGAGUCGUAUACAGUACUGGGUGACCAGGAGAUGAUUGGUGGCUGUCAUUACUGGGAGCUGCGCCCCUUGGCUGACUGGAAGUCCUUCAGUGUGGGUGUGGCCUACCGGGCAAGCCUUGGCCGUUUUGACCAGUUAGGGAAGAAUGCUGGUUCAUGGUGUCUCCACGCCAGCCAAUGGCUGCAGACCUCACUUGCUGCAAAGCACAACAACCGAGCGAAGGCACUGGAUUGGCCGCUGCCUCAGCGAAUCGGAAUCUACUGUGACUAUGACAGUGGUGAUUUGUCCUUCAUUGACGUCGAUCGGCUUCAUCUUCUUCACUCUUUCAAAACAAAGUUCAGCCUGCCGCUCGUCCCAGCCUUCACAGUUUGGUGCGGUGGUAUCACCAUAACAACAGGCCUGCAGGUACCAAGCUUUGUGGGUAAUUUCCUCUCCACCAGUCGGAGCCUCAGCAACCUGACGCAGUAGAUCGGCUUGUCCUCACUGGUUUUUGUUUUAUUGUGCUGUUUUUCCGCAAUUAUCAAUAACAUAUUUAUUUAAAAAAUGUAAAUUAAUUUAAUAUAACAAACAAUACAAUUUAAAUAUUAUAUUACAUAUAGAAAUUAUUUGUGAAUUUUGUCAUUAUCAAUACUGUUUGAAAAUGAAAAUUAAAAACCUGAAAUGAA
Molecule: messenger RNA, 2164 nt
Organism: Scatophagus argus
Lineage: Eukaryota; Metazoa; Chordata; Actinopteri; Scatophagidae
Gene: fsd1l
Product: fibronectin type III and SPRY domain containing 1-like
Exons: 13
Coding region: 357-1967 (536 amino acids)
Molecular function (GO): protein binding
Source: RefSeq, a predicted model, not a curated record